GGAAACCGAGCUCAUUGUUAACUAACAGAAUGUAUAAUCGCUAAAAAUGCAGGUUGCGUGCGACGUUACGGUAUCACCGGGCUAAGGAGCGCAAGCGCCACGCAUUCGGUUACCUCACCAGAGAACGAGAGUGAGAGAAGGAAAAAAGGAGCAAGAAGCGAGCAAGAAGAGCAGAGACAGCGCAAGAAGACAUCAGGGUUAAAUGGGAUUCUUUUUUUUCCCUCCUUACCGCGUAUGUGCAUGUAUGCCUUCCGUAGUGCGUGAUGUUUCGGUGAGCCGAGUGUCGUUCUACGAGGUAAAUGGAGAAGCGUCAAGUGCGGCGUGACCACGCAGUCAACGCGGCCAAAAAAUGGAUAGACUGCGACUGCUGCCUAUGGAUCUACCUGCAAUCACUGUUAACAGUAGUGGCAGCGUUAAGGGCAAGACAUCUUUUGUUCGACGAUUGGCAAUAGGAUUUGUGAUUCUGGCCAUACUAGGUCUUUUAUAUGUGCCAGCAUACCAUUCCGCUCAGAGUCCAUUCUUAGGCUUAGGUGAAACUCCAUCUCCUGCAGAACCUCUUGGCAGUUCACACUCGGUAGCAUCUGUGGCACAAUUACCUGGGUGGUCAUAUAACACGUCAAGAAGCCUCUACGUUUAUAUUCAUCCGGAAAAUACCACAACUAUUCUCAGCCCUACAAACAUUUGUUCACUACCGCCAUAUCUGUUAAUAAUUAUCUGCUCGGCUGUAGGAAAUCAGGAGGCUCGCUCCGCUAUUAGAAGCACUUGGGGAAAUAAAUAUAACUUAGAUAAUUUGUAUAAUUCUACAGUAAAAGUAGCGUUUUUACUAGGACAAAGUGACAACGAUACACUCAAUAAUCUGAUUAUUGAGGAAAAUUCCCAAUAUAAUGAUAUUGUACAGGAACGUUUCUUUGAUACGUAUAACAAUUUAACAUUGAAAUCGGUCAUGAUGCUGAAAUGGGUGACAUCGAAUUGUGAUCAGGCUAAAUACCUCAUGAAAACGGACGACGACAUGUUCGUGAAUGUUCCCCUGCUCCUACAAACAUUACACUCAAGAACGCAAGCAGAAACUCUUCUAGGUUCUCUCAUUUGUAAUGCCAGACCAAUAUUAGAUCCCAAAAACAAGUGGUAUACACCAAAAUACAUGUACUCGGAAAAAACAUAUCCAAAUUAUUUGUCAGGCACAGGGUAUGUUAUGAGCAUGAACGUGGCGUCCAAGUUAUAUCAAGCAGCGUUGAUAACGCCGUUGCUGCAUUUGGAAGACGUUUACAUCACGGGUUUGUGCGCGAAGCACGCAAAAGUCCGACCCGUGAAUCAUCCUGGAUUCAGUUAUAUACCUCGCAAGAUGGAUCCCUGUGUGCUCAAGAACGCCAUUACUACGCACAAAGUUAACGCGUCCAAUAUGUAUGUGAUUUGGGUGAAGUUAAACGAUACAAGUAUCUCCUGCAGCAAUCGUAUUCGUAUUGACAGAAAACCGGUAGCUCUGAGUAGAAACGGCAGGCACGCCGGCUACUACAUUUUUAAGAGAAAAACUAUAAACAGGUGCGUCUAGGUUCCUGAUAUUAUUGAUUCCACACAUUAUAUAUAUAUACGCCAUAAAUUUUUUAUCAAGUUAGACGCGAAUCGAAUCGAAUUGAUGCGAGGAAUGAUCGGAGAGCAGUGAGCUUCCAAUUCGAAGGAUAGUUUUGAUUUCUUACAAAACUCAUCGUUCAUUUCGAUAUGUCCAAUCAAUUUCGAAAUAUUAUCGCUCUAUCAGCUACUUAUCGGGCAGCUUAUGAAUUUACCCAAUAUAAUUCUCUUGUAAAAGGAAUCGAUUGGACUUUUAAAGUGAUAAAAUUAUGAAGUGAUGAAUUUUCGCACAUCUUCGAUUCUAGGCAUUUCAGGCUGUGUCCAGUUGUCAUUGUUAGUUUAUUACUGAUAGUAAGCCUAUAUAAGUUUUGCAAAUAAGAGUAUGGCCGAUUUGCACCGAACGCAUCUGAUGAUGAAUCUAACAAAUAAGUGAUGAUCCAUGAGUUAGCAAUUUCUUUAUUUUACAUGGCAUAGAGAUGAAAAAAUUGAAUUAAUUAGUAUUAGUGUUAAUUGACAUCGGUGCAAUAGGUAUGCAUUUUUGAAGAAGAGCGAUCGUGACAGACGUUCGGAUGACACACCGAAGGUUUUGUACGAUAUUUUUCUAUUUAAACCAAAGUAGUAUUUAAGGAUACGCUGUCAAUUAGACAUUUUACAUAAUUUUCAUUAUCUUUUCUAUCUCUGUGAGACAUGACAAUUAAAUAAUGAAAUUUACAAGAAAAUUUCAGAUAAGACAACAUGUUAUUAUUGUGUUGGUUUGUUGGACUAUUAGAUUCUUGAUUAACACUUCCUAAUAAUAUUCAAAAUGAUAUAUUUAUCUAUGUAGCAUAAGAAGUUUUCCGCGAAGCAUGAUUUUAUUAUAAUAACGCGACCGUAUAUACGCGUUGUACGAGAAUUGAUAAUUGAACAAUUAAUGGCCGAAGGUCACAGAGCACGAAGCUUCCCUAUCUUAAUAAUACAGAUAAUGUUUGUAAAUGCUAUUGCUUCCACGUACUUAUGAGAAAUUAUUUAGGAAUGUAAUGGCAUUAAUAUAAUAUUAUUAAUCUA
Linepithema humile (Argentine ant) is the source of this 2610-nucleotide messenger RNA. Its product is annotated as beta-1,3-galactosyltransferase 1-like. Gene Ontology annotation, cellular component: Golgi membrane. Gene Ontology annotation, molecular function: hexosyltransferase activity. The record is from RefSeq and is a predicted model, not a curated record. Lineage: Eukaryota; Metazoa; Arthropoda; Insecta; Hymenoptera; Formicidae.